GGCUCCCGCCCCCUAUUGGCCCCGCCCCUUCCGGGCCCUGCCCGCCCCACGCGCCGAGGGAAGAUGGCGGCGCCCAGCGCGGCAGGACUGGGCCGGCGGUUGCGGGCCUGGCUGCCCUGGUUGACACAGGUGAGAUGGAGUCGCUACAACCCCAGUUACUUAGAGCCAGAAGUGAACAAGGAAUUUUAUCGGAAACCUCAGGAGGAGCUGUCUGAAGAGGAAAAGGAAAAACUGGAGGAGAAAGCUGUUAAACCCAUAAAAGCUGCUCCUCCCAAUGUCUCCAGCUCUGUGUUCAGUGACCCGAUGAUCAGUAAAUUCACUAAUAUGAUGAUGAAGGAUGGAAAUAAAGUGCUGGCCAGAAGCCUCAUGGCUCAGACCCUGGAGGCCAUUAAGAGGAAGCAGCUGGAGAAGUACCACAAAGCUCCAGAAGAUGAGAAGGAAACAAUUGAAUGCAACCCUUAUGUCAUCUUCCACCACGCUCUGAAAAACUGUCAGCCCAUCAUUGGGCUCAGCAGCAUCACAAAAGGAGGCAAAACCUACCAGGUCCCAGUCCCUCUGAAGGACAAUCGGAAGCGCUUCCUGGCCAUGAAGUGGUUAAUCACUGAGUGCAGGGAGAACAAGAACCGGAGGACGCUGAUGCCUGAGAAGCUCUCCCAGGAACUGCUCCAGGCCUUCAACAACGAAGGGCCCAUCAUCAAGAAGAAGCAUGUGCUGCACAAGAUGGCAGAGGCCAACCGGGCUUACGCCCACUUCCGCUGGUGGUAGGGACUGGCAUGGGACACAGUGCCACCAGCCCCAUGGCCUGGAGAGCGGAGCCCCAGGGCUGCCUGCCUGGGAGAAGCGGGAAAGGUGGACAGCUUCUGGACUAAGCCAGGGAAAGCUCAUCCGAUGCCCACAGGGUUCAUUUCCUUUGUGCUUGUGUGGAUGGGGGAAGGGGAGGAUAUGAAAGAGUUACCAACCCCUGUACAGAUGCUCUAGUUAUUUCAUAACCAUUUCCCUGUGAAGACAAGCCUUAGAUGUUUUUCUUACAGCAACACUGUACAAAAUAAUCCUCCACUUACCUAUUUCCUGGGGACUUGCAAGUCUCUGCUCCUGUAAUCAGCAAUGAUUUUGGCUGCACAGCUAAGAGCAGAGAUGGAAUUUUUUUCACACCAUAACCUGCCUUAGCAGUAUUGGUACAAAAGGCAAUAAAAGGCCCUUUUUGAUUUUUGGUUCUGGUCAUCGGCAACACUAUUGGCACAGAUUUGAUGGGAAUGUUAACGGAAAAAAAUAAAACCAGUUUUAUGGGGAA
Falco peregrinus (peregrine falcon) is the source of this 1291-nucleotide messenger RNA. It is a transcript of the gene MRPS7, whose product is annotated as mitochondrial ribosomal protein S7. The transcript is spliced from 5 exons. Gene Ontology annotation, cellular component: ribosome. Gene Ontology annotation, biological process: ribosomal small subunit assembly; translation. The record is from RefSeq and is a predicted model, not a curated record. Gene Ontology annotation, molecular function: rRNA binding; mRNA binding; structural constituent of ribosome. Bases 64 to 765 code for a protein of 233 amino acids. NCBI's taxonomy places the organism in Eukaryota, Metazoa, Chordata, Aves, Falconiformes, Falconidae.